AUUGCCACCACUAUCUCGUGGCCCCCUACCAUCAAGAGACUAGAAGCAAGUAGUACUAGAUGCUCGUUGUGGAGGAGGUGGUAAAAGGGAGUGGGGCGAGGGUCUCAUUGUUGGAAGUUUACGUCAUUUCUUGAAAAACCAGUUGUUUUGAGUCGGUCGGUGCGCGCGGGUAAGCGAAAAAUGUCGUCCGCUGUUCGUCUUUGAUCUGAAAUCUUUCUCAUUUAUCCGAAAGUCGUCCCUAUAUAUAUAUAUAUAUAUAUAUAUACAUAUAUAUAUACACACGCACACACACACAGACGUACAUACAUAUACAUCAUACAUACAUAUAUAUAUAUAUAUGUAUAUAUAUAUAGAGUUUCUAUAAUAAACGGAAAUAUCGUACAAGUUUAAAGAACGAUUGUGUUAGACGGUAAUCUUGAAAGCAACAUUUCUGUGAAUACUUGAAUCCAAAGUCUGUAAAGAAUUUGGAAUAUACCUUUGUUUUCGGAAGAACGUAUUUGGAAUAAACGAGUUCUCUUAAACGAUGAAUACUUGUUUUGUACUGGCUAAGGGCUGCUUAGUUUGCCGCUUGACCCAGUUUAAUAAAAAAAAUAUACACAAUGCUGUUCUUCCCGAACUGGUUACAGCCGCAGGACAUGCUGCACGAUGUUGAGAAUCGUUAUGGGAUCAGUACAGAUUCCUGUAUAAUGUUUGAGGAGUUCUGCAUAUUUGCCACAGAACUGGCACUUCUGUGCGAACGAGGAACAGUCGUUCCUAUGAGCACCUCUCAUUUGUUACACUGUGAUGGAAAGGAUACUAAUUACAAAAUUGGUUCAAAGAGAAUGGCAUAUGAGGUAUUUUUGGGUGGCUCUUGUAAUCCAACCACCUGGAGGUCAGAGAUAGCAAUACCGACACUUCAAAGACUUGGAAUUACUUAUUAUAAUCCUCAAGUAUCACAAUGGGGUCCAGAGCUUAUAGCUCAAGAAUAUGAAGCAAAACAGACAGCACGCGUUUUGCUUUUUGUAAUCGAUAAUCAAACUCGUAAUAGCGCCGGAAUUAUAGAGGCAGCUCAAUUGGCAGCAACUAGGAGUGAAUCUCUGAUUCUUGUAAUUUACCCGUAUCGACAAGAUCAGACUAUACUCGGAGAAAGUGUUUCAUCACAGGAAUACUAUGAUUUAAUGAAUGGAUUACUUGUACUUCAAUACUUUAUGGAAAGACACAGGAUACCUAUAUUUGAAAGUGUAUCGGUCGCUCUAAAUUGUACAUCUAAGAUUUUGCGCGAACAAAUAAACGUACAGGACUUACAUGCUGAUGAUGGAGCAAGAACUAUGAGAAUCUCUCUAAGUCAAAAUGGGUCCGAUAUAAUAAUGUUAAGAGAGAUUUUUAAAUCUUUGGACAUUAAUGAUAGUGGUACAAUAAAUUUAAAAGAAGCUUGGGUAGCCUUACAGACAAACACAAAAUGUAAUGUGUCAGUUUCAGAUCUGUUCAAUGCUGUAAAUAAGUCAGAAACGUACAGAAGCGUGAUCGAUGGAUUUCCAGGGAAAGGUGAUCCAGCAGAAUCGCGGAUAAACUUCGAACAGUUUUACUCUUUAGCCAGCGAAGCUUCAUGGCGGAUGAAGAAUAAUGGAGUUUCUUGUGAAAGUGAGAUACCUUCAGUUUGGAGUAUAUUAUGUAGGAAGGCCUCAAAAUUUCUGCGCAGAGCUAUUGUACACCCUUUUAAUCGUUUCCUAGAUUGGACUAACUCCUUAAUACCAGAGUCUGAGAAGAGAGACCUGUAUGUUGGAGUGGUCAGUAAAGAUCUGUUUUGGUUAGAAUCUUCUGCAGCUCCAUUGAUUGAGUCUAUGGGUUUGACUCUAUAUCGACCAAGCCUGAAUGAGUACAACGUAAGGGUAUUGCCACACGAAUUACAAAGGAUGAAAAAUUCGCGGUUAAUCCUAUUAAUUGUACCGCAGCACUCUCGUGGCAUUGCUAUAAUGGCAUUAGCAGCUCACUUGAUUGGAAUACGUGCUAAGCUUGUCCUGUGUGUUCAAAUUCUCCCCGAGGGUUGCAUUAUUUCUGGUGAAAAGUUAACCGAACAAGCCACGAAAGACUAUAAUCGGGGAAGGAUGUACCUGUCGGACUAUGCAAAGCGCGAAGGUGUACCUGUUUUUCAGAAUAUCGCUGAUGCACUGCAACAUGCGAUACAGCUAGUUCAAAGUCCCUGUGGAAGUGCCACCCGUGGUACAGUUGUCAUGUACCACCAUAAUGGAACACCAAUUCCUAAGAGUAUUACCGCGAAGGAUAUGCUGGCAUAUACUCUAUAUUUUUCUAUUAUGAAUACGAUUGCAAUGGAACCAGAAAUUACCGUCACGACGGCUAGAGAGAAAGAGCCACAUUUGGGUAAUCUUCUUAUACGAUUUGUAGCAAUAUAUUGGAAAUCUUUUAUAAUUGUACUAUGGCCAUUGAUUCUAUUGCCAUUAGUAUUUAUAAAAACUGAAGAGGUAUUGGCCAUGCGAUGUUUAUACGUAGUUGCUUUGAUGGCAAUGUUUUGGGUAACAGAGGCUCUACCAUUGCCCAUCACAGGUCUCAUACCCGUGGUAUUUUAUCCUCUAAUGGGUAUUAUGAGCACCAAUGAAACUUGCCUUUGUUAUAUGAAUGAUACUACAAUGAUGUUUCUUGGUAGCUUAGUUAUCGCCGUUGUUAUUGAAAACUCUGGUCUACAUAUGCGCAUUGCUCUCUUGAUCAUAAAAAUAAUUGGUUGCAGUCAUAGAAGGUUGACUUUGGGCCUCUUUUUCGUGACGAUGUUCAUUUCUAUGUGGGUUUCUAAUACCGCUGCUACAACGAUGAUGAUACCGAUUAUGGAGACGGUACUCUUAGAACUUGAAGCACAAGGACUUGGUAAUAUGUUCAUUCAAGAGAAUGAAACUGAAAUGGCGAUUUCACCUAUGUAUGUAAAACAUUAUUUAUAUAUUUCUUCUUCAUAUAUAUUUAAUAAUCUAUCUUUAUAUAUUGAAUUUUAUUAUAGUUCAAAAAGACCGACACAUAGUACAAUGGUUUAUUAUUUGGUGGCAGCUUAUGGUUCAAGUCUUGGUGGUAUUGGUACGAUAGUAGGAAGCGGAACAAAUUUAACUUUGAAAGGAUUUUUCGAAACACGUUUUCCGAAUAGUCCAAGUAUAAGUUUUGCCUCUUGGAUGCUUUAUUCUGUACCACCAAUGUUACUGAUGGGCCUUCUGUCCUGGCUAUGGCUACAAGUGAUGUACAUGGGUCUAUUCAGGCCAAAAAGCAAAGAUGCUAGAGCGAUUGAUAUUGGUUCCCAAGGAGAACGUGUUGCUACAGAAGUGAUACAAAAAAGAUACAAGGAACUCGGACCGAUUUCGUGGCAUGAAUCUGUAGUUGGAGUUAUGUUUAUAACUGUUGUACUACUUUGGUUCUUUAGAAGUCCUGGAUUCAUGAAAGGCUGGCCAUCUUACAUCACGAAUUUGCCAGUCAAGGAUUCAACGGCGGCUACGUGUUUGACGAUCUUAUUUUUCAUACUUCCAGCAAAACUUGAUUUUCUACAUGCCUUUGAUAAGGAUCCGAAUAAACGUCCUAAAAAACCGUCGCCUGGUAUGAUAACAUGGCAGACGAUACAUCAAAAAAUGCACUGGAGUUUGAUACUGGUGCUUGGUGGAGGUUUUGCUAUAUCAGCUGGUAGUAAAUUAUCUAGAUUAUCAGAAAUCCUUGGAAAUUUAUUAACAGGAUUGAAUUCUAUACAUCCAAUAGCAAUAUUGGCUAUUGUUUGUAUAUUUGCAGAAACUGCAACUGAGCUCACUGCAAAUGUUGCUGUUGCAAAUAUCAUAUUACCAGUAUUAGCAGAAAUGUGUGUGGCACUACAAAUACAUCCUUUGUAUCUUAUGCUUCCAGCAACUAUAUGUUGUUCAUUCUCAUUUCAUUUACCAGUAGGUACACCACCCAAUGCCAUUGCCAGUGCAGCAGGACAUAUAAGAACAAAAGAUUUUAUAAUUGCUGGGAUAGGUCCAACUAUUAUAACACUCAUUAUAACUAUAGGAGGAUUUUGUACUUGGGGUACAUAUGUAUUUAAUUUACAUGAAUUUCCAACAUGGGCUUCGCAGAAUAAAACAAUGUAGAUUUGCUUUUUA
This is a messenger RNA of Vespa mandarinia (Asian giant hornet), 4097 nucleotides long. RefSeq lists its product as uncharacterized. Gene Ontology annotation, cellular component: plasma membrane. Gene Ontology annotation, molecular function: calcium ion binding. The record is from RefSeq and is a predicted model, not a curated record. NCBI's taxonomy places the organism in Eukaryota, Metazoa, Arthropoda, Insecta, Hymenoptera, Vespidae.